UCUAGAGCACGUAAUUCCAUCUCACUUACUUCCUUGCUUUGAGAAUUUGGAAGAGUUAGCAGUACGGAGUUGCAGUGAAGCACGGGUCAUAUUUAAUAUAAGUGAUGAGAAAAAAGCUUUGGGAAUAAUCCGUUUGAAAAGAUUGAGUUUAUCUGGUCUACCAAAACUAGAGCAUGUAUGGGACAAGGAUCCUGAGGGAAUGAUUGACCUUCAAGUGCUACGGGUUAUGUCGGUUACAGGUUGUGAUAGUCUGAAAAGUUUAUUUCCAGCAGGGGUGGCUAAAAAAGAUGUUACCUGCAGACUUGAAGAGCUUGAGGUAAGAGAGUGUAGGGAGUUGGUAGAAAUAUUUUCAAAGGGUGGAGAAGCAGAAGGAGCAACAAAAAUGUUUGGGUUUAGUUCUCUCACCUCAUUGACUCUAACGGAAUUGCCAAAGCUCAAAUACUUCUAUCCCGGAUUACACAAGCUUGAAUGGCCUGUGCUACAAGAAUUAGAUGCAUUUCAAUGUGAGCCGGUGAAACUCAAAUGUGAAGAAGAUGAUGCAGAGGAGCAAGUCCUUAUUGAAAUUGAAAAGGUUAUCCAAACCCCCAGCUUGAAGAAAGUGUCACUCAGUAUUGGAGACAUCCAGGUAACAUGGGAUCGAGAGUCUGUAGGAGGGCAAUUGCAGUUUGAUAAACUAAAAGACUUUGAAGAAUUGUUAGAUAGUGCUCCUCUAUACAGAUUCCUUCACAUGUUUCCGAACAGUAUACAAAAGCUUGCAUUUAACGAGUGUGAGUUUGAUGAGAUGUUCUCCGCUGAAAGACCGAAUGCUGAUAUGAAUGAGCUUAAGUCCAUUGGUUCAGAGCACUCUUGGCUACAACCCUUUCUUGAAAAUCUCCAAACGUUACAAGUAAAAUGUUGCUAUAAAUUGUCAAACUUGGUACCAUCAUCAUGCACAGUAUCUUUCACCAAUCUGACAUAUUUGGAAGUAAGUAGUUGCAAUGGACUUAUCUAUUUGUUUACAUUCUCGACAGCCAAAAGUUUGGGUGGACUCAAAAGGCUGAAGAUAAAAAAGUGUAAAUCACUGAUAGAGAUAGUGUCCAAAGAGGGAGAUGAAUCAGAUGAGGAUGAACAAAUAAUAUUUAAGCAGCUCCAGGUUUUGUAUCUUAAAGAAUUACGUUGGUUUAGAUGGUUUUACCCUGGGAAUUAUACUUUACGUUUUCCAUGCCUGGAGCAAGUGCACGUAAUCGAUUGCUGGUGGAUGAAAACUUUCAGUCCAAACAACAUAAUAGAUCAUUCAACAACAACAAAGUGGUUUUCUGCAAAAUAUGAGUCAUCCCAACAGUGUUCUGAUCUUAAUUCUACUGCGCACAGGAUAUUUGAGGAAAAGCUUCGCAACUUAGAAGAUCUGGAAGUAGUUGGAGACGAAUGGAAGAUGAUUUGGCAUGGAGUAUUUGAGGGAAACCUUUUCUUACACAAGUUAAAAGCUCUAAGUUUUAAGAGGUGUGAGACAGAUGUAUUUCCAUGUGAGUUUCUACAACAUGUUCCCAAUAUAGAGAGGCUUGAGGUGAGGGACAGUUCCUUUGACCACAUUUUGUGCUUUGAAAGUCAUAAUGAGGAUGAUAUUGGGUUAGAGAACUUUUGGAUUCAGCCCAUCCUCCGAAAUCUAACAGUUUUGAAAAUAUAUCAUUGCAAUAGUCUGGAGUGUUUGUUCAUAUCCUCCACAGUCAAAAGUUUGGCUCAACUCAAAACAAUGGAGAUAAGAAUAUGUGAUUCAAUUGAAGAGAUAGUAGUAUGUAACAAAGAGGGGGAUGAAUCAAAUGAAGAUGAGAUAAUAUUUCCACAACUCAACUCUUUGAAUUUAUUUUUGUUACCAAAUCUCAAAAGGUACCGUAAAAGUAGACAAAUUGUCUCAAGUUGA
Molecule: messenger RNA, 1897 nt
Organism: Cajanus cajan (pigeon pea)
Lineage: Eukaryota; Viridiplantae; Streptophyta; Magnoliopsida; Fabales; Fabaceae
Source: RefSeq, a predicted model, not a curated record